AUGUCUAUCCCGUACAGGCUGGGGGUGCUGCCGAGGCGCCCCGUCGUCGACGCAUCGCCCCUUGGCCUCGUCCGGGCCAGCCCGUUCAGCACGGCGGCAGCUCGGAGAGACGUGUACAGGCGCGUGGUGCGCGACAGCAUCAAGAGCUCAAACAGGAAUAACAAGGACUCCUCGCUGUCAAAGGGUGCGCGGGAUGCCACGCUGAUGCAGCUGCGAGACGGAUCGAUGCCCAUGUUUCCCACAACAUUCGUAUCCGCGCCGAUAACACAAUACCCCCUCAACCCUUCGGAUUUCUUAUCGUAUCAGUGGCAGCGGACCAAGGCGUGGCUGACGGGGUGGUUCGCCCUGCUGGGCGUCAAGGUGGACUCGAUGGGUAACAAGUGGACGACCAAGACCAAGUUCAAGGUGCGCCGGGGCAAGAUCGCGCCCACGGCCAAGGCCAUGCACCGGGAGCUCCUGGAGGCCUUCGCGGCCGGGGACAAGGAAACGAUCAAGAAGCUGUGCCUGCCCGCCUACGCCGAGCAGUUCGUGCGCGCCAUCGAGCGCCGCGACCGCUCCGAGCGCCUCUCCUUCGAGCUCGUCAAGUAUAACCACACCCUGGCCUACCCGAGCCUCCGCUCCCACUUGAUUGGCAACAGCAACAUGUAUGACACGACCACCCUUACCGAGCAGGCCGUCGUGGCCAUCGCCUCCACCCAGAAGCUGGCCAAGUACAGCGCCUCGACCGGUGAGGUCAUACCCGGUUCUGUCAAGGUAAAGGACCAGAUCGAGCAUAUCGUCCUGUGGAGGGACGUAAACGCCAAGACCUACGAGACCGGACCCUGGCGCAUAUGGGGCAACACAAACGUUACUACCCUCGAUGUCGUGCGCAAGAGGACUGAGUUUUGGAACAAGGAGCAGGCCAAGCUUGCUGGGUGGAAGACUGACUGA
This is a messenger RNA of Geosmithia morbida, 930 nucleotides long. Its product is annotated as mitochondrial protein MBA1. NCBI's taxonomy places the organism in Eukaryota, Fungi, Ascomycota, Sordariomycetes, Hypocreales, Bionectriaceae. The record is from RefSeq and is a predicted model, not a curated record. The transcript is spliced from 2 exons. Bases 1 to 930 code for a protein of 309 amino acids. Gene Ontology annotation, cellular component: mitochondrion.